Molecule: messenger RNA, 5016 nt
Organism: Phacochoerus africanus (Common warthog)
Lineage: Eukaryota; Metazoa; Chordata; Mammalia; Artiodactyla; Suidae
Gene: GPRASP3
Product: G protein-coupled receptor associated sorting protein family member 3
Exons: 4
Coding region: 1521-3194 (557 amino acids)
Source: RefSeq, a predicted model, not a curated record
GGGUGUCGUGGGGGGCGACGACCAGGUCGCAGCCUGCCCCGCGGACCCCGGCCGCCUGGCGAGGGGGAGGCGACCUGGUCGGAGCGGGUCCCUGGGAGAGGUGCGCAGCGCCGGGGGACCCCUGGCGCAGAGGAGGCGACGACCGACGCGGAGCGGGCCGGAGUCGCGGGUUCUGUCCGCUGAGGUUCCCCGGGGUCCUCGGUAGGCGAACGGCUGUGCUGCUCCGCGGCGGACUUUCCAGGUGCCCGCGCCCCGCCUUCGACGGUGCCUGUGCGGGGCGAGGGCUGUGAGGGAGGCUGCUGCGGGAGAAAUGGCGGAGGGGAUCUGGGAUGAGGAGGCCUCCGGUUUCGGGGUGGUGGUGGUGGUGCGAGCUGAGUGCAGAAGUGGGGGGGGGCAGGGGCGGCGGCUGUCCCCGGCCCUGGUUCUGCAAAGGGGCCAGUGGGGCCCCGCGUCCCGGGUGCUGUCCCUUCCCACAGGCACCUUUCUGAUGCCAGAGUCUCCAAUCUGCGCGGUAGCUCUGGCACAUUCGGCGUAAGCGGAACUGAGCAGGUAAAUUAUGAAGACAUGAAAACGACAAAUUUAUGUGCCUCGUAAUACAGCAGUUUUAUUGUCCUCCAUGUUUAGAUCUUGUACCCAAUUAAAUGAAAGCAAAUGACAGGGUGAGGAAUUAAUUGAUUUUCCAAGAAGGAUCCAUGUAAAUAAAUAAUGUGGUAUUCCUCUUUUGGAAUCUGUUUUCUCAACAUCCUAGCCCCUUAACAUGUUGAGUUGUGGGAAUGGCUCUUCAGAAUAGAGAAGAAAAUUUUCUGAAGGGUCAAUUUAGAACUCUUGACGUUAAUCUCUGAAAACCCAAACCUCAUAUACCCCUUAGCCCCUCUCAUUUUGGUGGAGAAGCAGUCACACAGAAGAUUUUGUGGAGUCCCCGAAGGAUGAUAUCUGAGAAUUUGUGAGAAGUGGGACACAUUUAUUUACUUAUUUCCUGACUCUUGAAAAGGAGGUUUUAGGACCUGAAUUCUGGGAAUCUGUCCAUUAACCUGAUAUUUUUCUGCCAUCGUCAACAUAUUCUCUUGGCAUUUUGCUGAAUCCCCUCUUUCUGUAGGGUUUGACUCUUCUCCAGUUAGUGGAUUGUUCUGUGGUGGGAAAAAUAGCACCUCCUGAGGACUCCUGCUAUAUAGGCUGGCCGGCCUAGGUGGUGAAUGAGGUUUGUUCCUUUAUAGAGGCCUGUAGAAAACUGCACAUAGCUGAUCACUUUGACUUUGAUUAAGAGGACGAAAGCUAUUCAUUUGGGUCCAAGGUUUGCCUGUGAGUUGGCUGUAAGAGUUAUCAAUACUGGAAGCAAGAAAGGGGGAGAAAAUUGCGCCAGAUCAGUGCAGGUCUCUCUGCUGUGGUGGCUCUGCUGGCUUUGGAGUGGCAGAAGAUCAUCACCUUCAACCCAGCAAAAGAGUAUUAAGACAGUGACCUGGGACACAUUGAGAAUCAAGGCCAAGACUGUAUAGAGCUAUCUGUAUAACUGGGCUUCAACCAUGACUGGGGUUAAGAAUGCGAGUAAAAAGAAUAGAAGUAGGAAAAAUGAGAAUAAAAAGAAGGCCAAAACUGAAAAAAGGGCUGUUGUAGAAGCUGAAGCAAAGAAGGAGGCUACAGGUGUAGUCAGAUCUGUACCCAAGACCCAGGCCAAAGCAGUAGCCAAGGCAAGAGAUGAAGAUGCAGUGGCAGAGAUGAAGGCAGCAUCUAAGAACAAGGUUGUUAGUGAGAUGAAGGAAGGAGUCUUGGCAGAUAUCAAUCCUAAAGCUGAAGAUGAAGCAACUAGAUCUUCUUGUUCUGUAGUUAAGGCUAGUGCUGAAUCCAGGUCUACACGUAAAGAUAAGACUGGUAUUGAUACCCAGCCCCGGGCUGGGGAAGAGGCCAGUGUUGGUUCCUCAUCCCAGAAUGGAGGAGAAGCUAGUAAUGGUUUCAGUGCUAAGGAUGAAGGUAAAGCUGAUACUGGGCCCCUGUCCUGUGCUGAGAAGUUAGAGCCUGUGGCUGGGGCCACCUGCAAGGCUAAGCCAGGGGCUGAGGAGGAGGAGGAAGAAAACGUUAUUGGGAACUGGUUUUGGGAUGGCGAUGAAACUAGUUUUGACCCUAACCCUAGACCUGUGAGCAGGAUUAUUAAGCCCCAGCCUGUGGAUGAAAUUAAUGAAAAAGAUAGGCCCAAGGACUGGUCUGAGGUAACUAUCUGGCCCAAAGCCCCUGCUGUAACUCCAGCAGUGUUAGGCUUUAGAUCCCAAGCCCAAUUUGAAGCAAAGCCUCCUUCAUAUAUUGUCCUGGCCUCAGCUGAGGAAAACACCCACUCUUUGCCUGCGGCCACAGCGGGCCCUUCUAGGAGCACUGCCUCAUGCUCACAGUCUGUCCCCGAGUACCCAUUUGGUUCUGACCCUUGCAUCCAGACCAUAGAGGAGAUUAGACGCCAAAUCAGGAUCAGGGAGGUGAAUGGGAUUAAGCCAUUUGCUUGCCCUUGCAAAAUGGAAUGCUACAUGGAUUCUGAGGAGUUUGAAAAACUUGUUACCUUACUUAAGUCAACUACUGAUCCUCUCAUUCAUAAAAUAGCUCAAAUUGCAAUGGGGAUCAUUAAUGUUCAUCCGUUUGCCCAAGAGUUCAUUAAUGAAGUGGGUGUAGUGACACUUAUUGAAAGCUUGCUCAGUUUUCCUUCCUCUGAAAUGAGAAAAAAGGCUGUAAUUACUCUGAAUACCCCCUCUGGGGAUGAAAGGCAACGCAAGGUUGAAUUACACGUUAAGCACAUGUGUAAGGAAACCAUGUCUUUUCCUUUGAACUCACCUGGACAGCAAUCUGGAUUAAAGAUACUAGGGCAACUGACUACUGAUUCUAACCAUCACCACAUUGUUGCCAAUUACUUUUCAGAGCUUUUCAAUUUGCUGUCCCUGGGAAAUCGUAAAACCAGAAAUCUUGUUUUGAAAGUACUUUUGAAUAUGUCUGAAAAUCCAACUGCAGCCAGGGACAUGAUCAAUACAAAGGCAUUAGCAGCAUUAAAACUCAUCUUUAACCAGAAAGAGGCAAAAGCCAAUCUCGUUAGCGCUGUGGCCAUAUUUAUCAACAUAAAGGAACAUAUCAGAAAGGGCUCGAUUGUAGUUGUUGAUCACUUGAGUUAUAAUACACUCAUGGCCAUUUUCCGUGAAGUUAAAGUGAUUAUUGAAACAAUGUAAAAUGAGCUAGAAAUAAGAGCGAUCCCAUUCAGCAAUCUCCAAACUAAAAGGCUGUUUGUUUCCAAAGAAUCACGCAUAAUGUUUUGAUUAUUGCAGUGUGUGAUGUGCAUUAUAAAUUAUGUCUUCAACGCAGUAUUACCUGUGACAGUCUAGGUCUGAGCUAGACCAUUUGGGGGUAUCAAAUUAAUAUUUCAUUGUGAGUUGAAAACAUCUGUUAUUGUCUUGUGUGAAUGGGGUGCUUUUUAACAUUUUAAGAAGAUAGCAAACUGGUGGGUGCAUCGUAAGUAAGCUGACUUAUUCAUUAGUAUCUGCUUAGAUCCAUUUGUGGCUUCAAGUGGUUAAAGUGGUUAAAAUAUUCAAAGAAAAUAUCUAGUUAUAAUCUAGUUGCAGAAAUAAGGCAUAUCUAUACAAAAAGAUAUCUAAUAGUACACAUAUAUUCGUGUAUAUAUGUAUACACAUACACACUCAUUGCUAAAUGUGCACUCUCAGUAUGUAAAGAAGGCAGGGCUGCUACAGGUUGUUUAAUGUAAAAGGAAUUAAUGUUUUCCCCCUAUUCUACCUGCAUCAGAUAACUCAUUCUACAACACACAAAUGGCCCUGAAUCUCAGAUAAAAUGUAAUAUUUAUUUUUUAUUUUGCUGCUGCGUUUAUAACUCUUACAUUGUUAGGCAAUUUCAUCUAUGUCAAGUUUCAUCUUGUAAAAGAGAGAGGAGUUAGGUAUAGUGAGGAAACAUUUCCUGAGUACCUACUCUUAAGUGAGAUACUGUUGUGAUGGCACUGUAUUUGAUAGGUUUCCUCUUCUCAACAAUGGUCCUCCAAGUUAGGUACUGGUAUUUUUUUUAAUGAUGAUAACUCAUUGUACUGAAUUACCUCCAGUGAGAAUUAAGGAGGUUAAAUACUUUGUCCUAGCUUCCCACAGCAGGCAGGUGGCAUAGCUGUUUUGUCAGAUACCAAAAUCCACUCUCAUUACCCUACCUUAUGGUUCUCUCCCACUUUUUUACGUGGUAGCCUUCGAAGCUCACACACUGGUUUUAACAAUUCAGUUUUGCUGUAGAAAAUGUCCCUGCCAGUCUUGGAAGUCUUAACUUCCUCUAAAUGCACAUGUCCAUUAGGCAUUUGGCUAUGCCUUGCUGGGAGUCAGAAGAAAAGUCUGGGAUGAGUUAUGGAUUUUAAUUGGCAGUGUCUGGGAAACAGUAGGUACCCAAAACUGCUGAAUGAAUGAGAUGUGGAUUUGGUGUCAAACAACUGAAAUUUGUUAUAUAUUCUUCCUAAUCUGUAUGUACUUUUUCCCCAAAGAACUGGAAUCAUUAUGUACAUUGUUUCAUACCAUACACUUAAAAAACAAUUGCUUUCUUCCUCCUUGCAAAACCAUACCUUAAUUUGUUUACCCUUUGUAAUUUAUUCUUCUCUGUGUCAUAUGAAAAGCUAAAAAUUUCUGUCUUUUACUGGUAGGCAAGCCUGCUCUCUGCAUUUGUACCAGCCAAAUCUGUACUGGAUAAACUUAACUGGGGGAAAUUGGGCCCAGAACUGCAGCUUCAGCAACACAAAACAGGAAAGCUAGGAGAGAAGCUGCUGCCUCAAUCUAGGGACCUUUGGGCUAUAGCUGUGUUUUCUGACUAAUGGUAGGAAUUAUAACCCCUAAUCUAGGCUAAGAGAAUGUCCAAGUGUGUAAAAAUAUUGGGUUGUAUGCUUUGAGAUUUUUAAGCAGUUAAGAAACUAAAAUAAGAUCAUAUUGUAAGUACUGUUUUUGUGACUUGCCUUUCUCCUCACCAACUGUAUUUUGUGACUAUCUUUUCAUGUCAAUAAAUAGGCUUCUGCAAAUA